This is a messenger RNA of Molossus molossus (Pallas's mastiff bat), 1603 nucleotides long. It is a transcript of the gene TEKT3, whose product is annotated as tektin 3. Lineage: Eukaryota; Metazoa; Chordata; Mammalia; Chiroptera; Molossidae. The record is from RefSeq and is a predicted model, not a curated record. The transcript has 7 exons. The coding region runs from base 34 to 1506 and encodes 490 amino acids. Gene Ontology annotation, cellular component: microtubule cytoskeleton; sperm flagellum; nucleus. Gene Ontology annotation, biological process: cilium movement involved in cell motility; cilium assembly.
ACAGGAGAGAUCAACAAGUAGUAUUUGAGCAUCAUGGAGUUUUUAGGUUCUACUUUAACGGCAACUAAUGUCCACCCAAGAGCAACACCAACCAACUUCCUACCAGCCAUCAGUACCAUGGCAUCAAGCUAUAGGGACCACUUCCCCCACUACAAUUUGACCCAUAGCUUGAGCCUUCCUUGGAGACCAAGCACAUACUACAAAGUGGCCUCCAACUUGCCGAGCUUGGGCCCCUACUGCACCAGAUCUCAGAGGGUGUCGGAGAGCACCAUGCUCCCCUUUGUUUCCAACAGAACCACUCUCUUCACACGGUACACUCCUGAUGAUUGGUAUAGGUCCAAUUUAACCAACUAUCAAGAAUCCAACACGUCCCGACAUAAUUCAGAGAGACUGAGGGUAGAUACAUCUCGCCUGAUUCAAGACAAAUAUCAACAAACAAGAAAAACUCAGGCAGACGCCACCCAAAAUUUGGGAGAACGAGUCAAUGACAUAGGAUUUUGGAAAUCUGAAAUCAUUCAUGAGUUAGAUGCAAUGAUUGGAGAGACAAAUGAACUGACUGAUCUUAAGAAAAAAUUGGAGAGAGCUUUGAUGGAGUCAGAAGCCCCUCUUCAGGUAGCUCGAGAAUGUCUGUUUCAUCGAGAGAAGAGAAUGGGCAUUGACCUAGUUCACGAUGAGGUAGAAAAAGAACUGCUGACGGAAGUUGAUACUAUUCUGUGUUGUCAAGAAAGGAUGAAGCUCCACUUGGAUAAGGCCAUUGCCCAACUUGCAGCUAACAGAGCCGCCCAGCACGAGCUGGAGAAGGACCUGCAUGAUAAGCAGGCGGCAUACCAGAUCGACGACAAGUGUCACCAUCUGCGGAACACGUCGGACGGCAUCAGCUACUUUCGUGGUGUGGAGAGGGUCGACGCGACGGUCUCGGUGCCCGAGUCCUGGGCCAAAUUCACAGAUGACAAUAUUCUUCGCUCUCAGAGUGAACGAACAGCCUCAGCCAAACUAAGAGAUGACAUUCAGAACCUCCUGGUCGUGACCGCCAAUGAGAUGUGGAAUCAGUUCAACAAGGUGAACUUGGCCUUCACGAACCGCAUCGCCGAGACUGCAGAUGCUAAAAACAAGAUUCAGGUUCACUUAGCAAAGACACUGCAGGAGAUUUUCCAGACUGAAAUGACCAUCGAGUCCAUCAAGAAGGCCAUCAGGGACAAGUGUGCCUUCCUGAAGGUGGCUCAGACCAGACUGGAUGAGCGGACGAGGAGACCGAACAUAGAGCUGUGCAGAGACAUGGCCCAGUUACGCCUUGUCAACGAGGUGUACGAGGUGGACGACACCAUCCAGACUCUGCAGCGGCGCCUGAGGGAGGCCGAGGACACCCUGCAGGCCCUGGUCCACACCAAAGCCACCCUGGAGCACGACCUGGCUGUCAAAGCCAACUCUCUGUACAUCGACCAGGAGAAGUGCAUGGGGAUGCGCAAGAGCUUCCCCAACACCCUCCGGCUGGUGGGCUUCUGCUAGGGACCCGGAGCGGUUUCCUUACUCCUCAGGAAAGAGAAACAGAGCCCUGUCGCAGCCCUGAGUGCUGCUGCGUUCACUUAUUAAAGGAUCGUAUUGA